AUGUCCCUGAUAUCAAGCAACACCCUCCUCCUCCUUUCCUUGCUAUCAGUUUUCUUCAGUCGUUCCCUUGCGUAUGAGGGCCGCAAUCCUGAAGUUGAAGCUUUGAUUGCUAUAAGGGAUGCUUUAAAUGAUCCUCAUGGAGUUCUUGGCAAUUGGGAUGAAAACUCAGUGGAUCCCUGUAGCUGGUCUAUGAUCACUUGCAACUCUGAUAAUGUCGUCACUGCCCUAGGAGCUCCUAGCCAAGGUUUAUCAGGUUCUUUAUCUUGGAUGAUAGCAAACCUUACGAACCUAAGACAAGUAUUGUUGCAAAAUAACAAUAUUUCUGGGCAUAUUCCCAAUGAGCUUGGAAAUCUUCCAAAACUUCAUACACUAGAUCUCUCCAAUAACAAGUUUUUUGGUCAUAUACCUGAGUCUUUUGGUUUCUUGAAUUGUCUUCAAUAUCUGAGAUUGAACAAUAAUAGUUUCAGUGGGGCUAUUCCUCUGUCUUUAGCCAGGCUACCUCAACUUACUUUCUUGGAUUUGUCCUACAACAAUCUCAGUGGACCUCUUCCCAGCUUUCCUACCAAAACAUUUAUUGUUUUGGGUAAUCCACUAAUUUGUGGAAGCCACUCUAAUGAAAAUUGUUCUGCAUUAAUCCCGGCCGACCCUCUUUCUUUCUCCAUAAAUUCCUCUUCGGGAAAAAACAAAUCCAAGAAACUAGCAAUUGCACUCGGAGUCAGCCUUAGUGUUGUCUCCGUUUUACUAUUAGCAUUAGGAUAUCUGGUCUGGAGACGAAACAACAAGAUAAAGCAGUCUAUUCUAUACAUUACUGAUAUGCAAGAAGAGGACCUAGUAAAGUUAGGCAACCUUAGAGGCUUCACAUUCAGGGAGCUACAAAAUGCAACGGAUAAUUUCAGCUCCAAGAAUAUACUUGGUUCCGGGGGGUUUGGAAAUGUUUACUGGGGGAAGUUGGGGGACGGCACGUUGGUGGCAGUGAAGCGACUGAAGGAUGUGACGGGAACUACUGGGGAAUCACAAUUUAGAACUGAACUGGAACUGAUCAGCCUAGCAGUUCACCGGAAUUUGCUCCGCAUUGUUGGAUAUUGUGCCACACCGAAUGAGAGACUUCUAGUGUAUCCUUAUAUGUCUAACGGCAGUGUGGCAUCAAGGCUUAGAGGUAAACCAGCUCUCGACUGGAACACAAGGAAGAGAAUUGCGAUUGGAGCUGCAAGGGGUCUACUAUAUCUGCAUGAGCAAUGUGAUCCUAAGAUAAUUCAUCGAGACGUUAAAGCAGCAAAUGUCCUCUUGGAUGACUACUGUGAGGCCAUUGUUGGUGACUUUGGCCUUGCAAAGCUCCUUGAUCAUGCUGAAUCCCACGUCACAACUGCUGUUCGCGGUACUGUUGGACAUAUUGCGCCAGAAUAUCUCUCGACUGGCCAAUCAUCUGAGAAAACUGAUGUCUUCGGAUUUGGUAUUCUUUUAUUAGAGCUUAUAACUGGAAUGAGAGCUCUGGAGUUUGGGAAGUCAGUAAACCAGAAAGGAGCGUUACUGGAAUGGGUUAAGAAGAUACAUCAAGAGAAGAAAAUCGAAUUGUUGGUGGAUAGGGAGUUGGGGAUCAAUUAUGACAGGAUUGAGGUGGGUGAGAUGCUGCAGGUGGCUCUACUUUGUACUCAAUACCUACCGGCCCAUCGUCCCAAAAUGUCCGAGGUGGUCCGAAUGCUGGAAGGCGAUGGUCUUGCAGAAAAAUGGGCAGCCUCCCAUAACUAUAUCGAUACCAGUACCAGUUUUUCCCGGGAAAAUAGCAAGUCACGCCCUACCAUGGCCUUUGGACAUGAUGACAAUGAUCAUGACCAUUCAAGCAUGUUUGGGAUAACAAUGUCCAUGGAUGAUGAAUAUGAUGCACAUUGCAUGGAACUUUCUGGUCCAAGAUAA
Molecule: messenger RNA, 1911 nt
Organism: Fraxinus pennsylvanica
Lineage: Eukaryota; Viridiplantae; Streptophyta; Magnoliopsida; Lamiales; Oleaceae
Source: the annotation of a GenBank genome assembly